Molecule: messenger RNA, 645 nt
Organism: Rhagoletis zephyria (snowberry fruit fly)
Lineage: Eukaryota; Metazoa; Arthropoda; Insecta; Diptera; Tephritidae
Product: glycine-rich protein DOT1-like
Source: RefSeq, a predicted model, not a curated record
AUGAAACGCUUAGUGAUCUGUUUGCUGCUGUUGGGUGUAAGCCAAGUCACGCCCACUUUGCAUACACUAAAGGCAUUUAAGAAGCAUUUGCUGUUUGGCGGAGGUGGCGGUGGUGGCUGCGGCGGCGGUUGUGGUGGCUAUGGAGGUUAUAGUGGUGGUGGUGGGUAUGGCGGUGGUGGUAAUGGCGGCUUCAGUCUUCCCAGUGUGCAAGUGGUCGCUGUAAAGCAGGUGCCCUCCUAUAGCAGCGGUGGUUAUGGUGGUUACGGCGGCGGUGGCUUUGGUGGCGGUGGCUUUGGUGGCGGUAGUGGUGGCUGUGGAGGUGGUGGUUGCGGCGGAGGCGGUGGCGGUUACAGGCCAAACUAUGGCGGUGGAGGCGGCGGCGGUUACAGGCCAAACUAUGGCGGUGGCGGCGGUAGUGGUGGCUUUGGCGGAAGUGGAGCAUUCUCUUCCAGCAGCGCGAACAGUUUCAGCUCCGCUGGAAGCGGUGGUUUUGGUGGCAGUGGCGGCCAUGGUGGCUAUCCAGGCGCUGGUGGUGGUGGCAGUUGUAAUACAUGUGGUGGUGGCGGUGGCGGCGGCGGUUAUGGCGGUGGUGGCGCAUACGCCAGUGCGAAGUCAUCGGCCAGCGCUCACGCUGGAUCGUGGUGA